CACCUUUGGAAGUUGAGCAGAGCACACCGGUUAUACCUGUCAGUCAGAGGAGACAGCCGAGCCCGUGCUUUCAGGAACAUGGCAACAACUGCUGCUGACGGCAACUUAAAACCAUACUUGAGACAGAAUGGACUGAAAUACGAAAAUAUCGCGAAAAACGGCUAUCAUAACAACAGAGAGAAAAAUGACCAGGGGACCAGUGUUGCCUCCAAACACCACCAGCAGGAGCCCUUUGAGCAGGCUCCCAUAUAUGUUGCUGUGAUGACAUACCUAGGCUAUGGCAUUGUCACCCUGUUCGGCUACUUCAGAGACUUCCUCAGAGCUGUGGGCGUGGAGAAGUGCAACAUUGCUCAGGAAAGAGAGGAACAGAAGGAUUUUGUGCCACUUUAUCAAGAUUUCGAGAACUUUUAUACUCGAAACCUGUACAUGAGGGUACGAGACAACUGGAACCGCCCCAUAUGCAGCCUGCCAGGACCUGCCUUUGAUCUGAUGGAGAGGGUGUCUGAUGACUACAACUGGACAUUCAGGUUUACGGGGAGGACGAUACACAAUGUCAUCAACAUGGGCUCGUACAACUACCUUGGUUUUGCUGAGAACAAUGCUGAUUUCCUGAAAACUGUGGCAGACAAAGUGCGCCAGUACGGGGCUGGGGUUUGCAGCACAAGACAGGAAAUUGGCAACCUGAGCAUCCAUGAAGAACUCGAACAACUUGUGGCCACUUUCCUCGGAGUAGAGUCCACUAUGACUUUUGGGAUGGGUUUCGCCACCAACUCAAUGAACAUUCCAGCACUUGUGGGCAAGGGUUGUUUGAUACUAAGCGAUGAGCUCAAUCACACUUCUCUCAUCUUGGGAGCCAGACUGUCAGGAGCAACCAUCCGGGUGUUCAAACACAACAACAUGCAAAGUCUGGAGAAGAUGCUAAAAGAAGCCGUUUGCUCUGGACAGCCUCGGACCCACAGGCCCUGGAAAAAGAUUCUCAUCAUGGUGGAAGGCAUCUACAGCAUGGAGGGUUCAGUGGUGCGACUGCCUGAAGUCAUCGCUCUGAAGAAGAAGUAUAAAGCGUAUCUGUACCUUGAUGAAGCCCACAGCAUCGGAGCAGUGGGCUCAACAGGGAGGGGCGUGACCGAGCUGUUUAAAGUGAACCCGGCUGACGUGGACGUGAUGAUGGGGACUUUUACGAAGAGCUUUGGGGCUUCUGGAGGCUAUAUCGCAGGGAAAAAGGAGCUGGUGGACUACCUGCGGGCACAUUCUCACAGUGCAGUAUACGCCUCGGCCAUGUCCCCUCCUGUCACUGAGCAGAUAAUACGCGCCAUGAAGUGCAUCAUGGGAAAAGACGGAAGCACAGAGGGAAUGAGACGGAUUCGCCAACUGGCAGAGAACACCAAAUACUUCAGAGCCAGACUGAAGGAGAUGGGCUUCAUCAUCUACGGCAAUAAUGACUCACCUGUGGUUCCAGUGCUGCUCUACAUGCCGGGCAAAGUGGUGGCUUUUGCUCGAGAAAUGCUGGAGAGAAAAAUUGGCGUAGUGGUGGUCGGCUUUCCAGCAACACCGAUCACAGAGGCCCGAGCUCGCUUCUGCGUGUCUGCUGCACACACCAGAGAUAUGUUGAACCAGGUGCUGCAUUAUAUGAAUGAGGUGGGAGAUCUUCUCUGUCUGAAGUUCUCACGGCGGAAAUAUUCCUCUCUGCCUGAUCACUGUGAUGAGACAGACUUCGAGCUGGAGAGCUGAUCCGACCUUUGACACCUUAACUUCACAGUGUCUAAACUGAGCGCACAUAAGCACACAAUGAAGGGUAACACUCAGAUCAGACAGCAGGGGAGGGGCCAAAUGUUUGACAGUUGUUGUUGUUGUUGUUUUUUUACGUGUUAAAUCAUAAUGUCAGACUACUUAUUCUUCUUUAAAGGACAAAUGUCUUAAACUCUUGAAAUGCUGUUUCUUUAUGUGUAUAUGAAAUUACUGCAAAAGCAUCUUUUGGAUUGGCCUAAUUCUCAAGUAUUGUGUAAAUAUCUUGAGUUAUUUAUACGUGGAGAAAAUCACAUGUUUUGUUCAUGUUAACCAUGUUAACCUCCUCUGCAGUGACAUCUCUUUAAUGCUAAAAAUGUUUUUUUAUAAAAAACAUUUUUAGCAUUAAAGAGGGUGCAAUUUUUUUUUGCAGAUUUGUCCUAAUUACUUAAUGUCUAUAUUUAGAUGCUGACAAGUUUUUAUGGAAGCACUUUUUUUGCUUCUUUUGAAUAAAUUUUUGUAACCAUUUAUUAGAAGUGCUCAUGGCAGCGAUAGAAGAUAAUAUUUACAUACGUAUACUUUAUAUUUUGAGAAACUGAAAAGAUAUUUGUUGAUAUUUGAGGUUUCAAAGUCUCCAAACUGCUAUUUUUGCUCAAUUUUGAGGAUUUUUUUAUUUUCAUUGUUCUCAAAUGCAGUGCACUAAAUGCCUUCCAAAUAAUAAAUUAACCUUCCCUUUGUGACUGUGCUUAUAUCCUGAUACAUGAAUGUUUACACUACUUGUGGCUGAACAGAUCAAGGAAAAUUUUGUGUUCCACGGCGAACUGUUUUUAUAAAAACGUCCCCAGUGAAACACUACUUUCAUCUCUACAGUAAAUGAUAGCCUUUCUGUAAAUAAUAGAUCAUGCAGCAAUUACUUCUUUGAC
Messenger RNA from Archocentrus centrarchus (flier cichlid), 2645 nucleotides. RefSeq names its product serine palmitoyltransferase, long chain base subunit 3 (gene sptlc3). Lineage: Eukaryota; Metazoa; Chordata; Actinopteri; Cichliformes; Cichlidae. Gene Ontology annotation, cellular component: serine palmitoyltransferase complex. The record is from RefSeq and is a predicted model, not a curated record. Gene Ontology annotation, molecular function: serine C-palmitoyltransferase activity; pyridoxal phosphate binding. Gene Ontology annotation, biological process: sphingosine biosynthetic process; ceramide biosynthetic process. The coding region runs from base 79 to 1728 and encodes 549 amino acids. The transcript is spliced from 12 exons.